Molecule: messenger RNA, 1074 nt
Organism: Meloidogyne enterolobii
Lineage: Eukaryota; Metazoa; Nematoda; Chromadorea; Rhabditida; Meloidogynidae
Source: the annotation of a GenBank genome assembly
UUUUCAGUAACCCAUUUGAGUCUGAAUGGUUGAGUUCGCUCUCCAGUUUGACUGCCUUGUGUUGCUGAAUCUUAAACAAAAAUAUUCCAUAUCCAUUCGAUUUUUGUUUUAUACGAUAUUUCUCAACAUUGUCUAAUUAUUCAUUUUUUCAGACACAACAAAGUUAUAAUGGUAGAGUCAAAACCUAGACGUCGUUCUCGUUCAAGUAGCUCAAGUUCGGCUAGUUCAUCAACUAGUGGCUCUAGUUCAGGCUCUGGUUCAUCAUCCAGUUCAACAAGUUCUGCAUCACGUUCACCAACUCCUAAAAAGAGUCGUCCAGCUGCUGGACGGAGUGAGCGACCUGUUACAAAUCGCCGCUCACCACGAAGAGGUGCGAGGUCUCGUUCUCCUCGGCGUGUGCCUCAACCGAAGUCUGAAAAAAUUACUGUUAGUUCUUCACGUCGUUCACCGUCACCUGCAGCACGCCGUCGACAGGCAUCGCCACCACGUCAUCGGUCUCGUUCUCCUGUGCGUCGUUCACCUCCACGCCGUGAGCGUGAAAGACCAGCUGCUUCUCCACUGCGAGAACGUCGGGAACGUACUCCUGAACCACAACCGAAACGGGUUUGUGCUCGCAAUCUGAGCCGUAAUAUCACAAAGGCACAUUUGGAAGAAAUUUUCUCAUUGUUUGGUGUUAUUAAAUCUUGUGAAUUACCAAUGGAUCGUGUUCAUAUACACAUUCCUCGUGGUUAUGGCUAUAUAGAAUAUGAGAAGGCUGAGGAUGCAGAGAAAGCAAUUAAGCAUAUGGAUGGUGGCCAAAUUGAUGGGUUGGAAAUUCAGUGCGAAUUGACUCUUCCUUACCGUCCAGGUCGUGGCAGCUCUCCACUAGGUUCGUUUGGCGCCAACUUUGGGGGUACUAAGCGUGAUCGUUCUCGUUCUCCGCGCCGUAUGGGUGGCGCAAAUCGCAGUGGAGUAUCGCCUCCAGCACGUCGUCCUCGCCGAAGCCGUUCUCCACCUUCACGCAGCACUGGCGCAAAUUCUAUUCCGCUUGGAAAUGGUGGAGGAGGCCGCUUUCGUUCACCUCCAAGACGUUAA